Molecule: messenger RNA, 8865 nt
Organism: Diabrotica balteata
Lineage: Eukaryota; Metazoa; Arthropoda; Insecta; Coleoptera; Chrysomelidae
Source: the annotation of a GenBank genome assembly
AAAUAUAAUUUUAAAAAAAUAAUAAAUAGAAUUUUCAACGGUAUUAUUAUUAUGAGGCAAUAGAUGUGCGUACAAACCAGAAAAUUGCGAUUUUUGUUUAUUUUUGGUUUUUCGACACACUUCAAUUAAAUUAAUUUUAAUAUCGAUAAAUACGGUGUAUUUAAUUAAAAAUAAACAUUUACUGUGGGUUGCUGUCUUAAUAAAUAUAAAUGCAAAUUAAUAGUCCAUUGUAAUCCUUAUCGACUUUUCUUGCCUUCGGUCUAAAACUUGUAUUUUACAGUUAUCUACACUUAUCCUUUCGCACCAAGCUGCUGAGGAUGAAAAUAUGUUUAACAAUUUACUAGUCAUAAUUUUUGGAUUUAUUUUGACAACAAAUCUAAUACAUAUAUCAUCGUCUGAUUCUCCAGAAAAUAAAAAUGAUUUUUAUAAAAUAUAUGGAAGUGGGCCGCGGAAUGCUCCUAUCAAAAAUCUCUUCGAAUGUCCACAACACUGUAACCAAGAAAACGAAAAUAAUAUAUUUAUCAACUUUCUGCCGAACUCUAUAAAUACUGUUGUUAUUGUUGUGGAUAACAACAGGUCUGUUUCAGACAAAUCAUGUGAAUGUGGCUGUUGUACAAAACCAGAACCUCAAAUCAAUAUAUAUGCUAAUGAAACAACGGAUUCGGCAAUCACCGUGCUCCACUGCACAAUAGUAGAAACUUUGGAACUAUAUUUAAAUACCACAAUACCUGAAGAAUGUUUACCAACUACUUCAACAACGCCUCCUAUCUGUACGACUUCAAGUACCACCACCAGUAAAACAACUGUACCUUCUACUACAAGUACCCUAACAAGUGAAAGUAGUGCAACAAAUACAAGUGAAGUAACUGUUACAGAAACACAAACAAUGAGUUUUAGCUCUAUCUACAGUAUGGAAACUGAAAUAUCUACAUUUACGUACCAUACAACCACACCAAUCAGCUCUGAAAAACCAACUGAAUUUAGUUCAACGGAAAGUGAAAUUUCAACAGAACCUAGUCCAACCACCAUAGAAACAUAUCCAACUAUAUCAACAAAAACCACUCAACCAUCCUCCACCGAAGAAACGAUAUCCACAGAACCAAUAACUAAUAUGCCAGUUACAAAAACAACCCAGACUUAUCCCACCCAAAGCACUAUAACUUCCAGUACUGAGAAAUCUACAGAACACACAGGUUCAACGCAGUAUUCGACCACGUUCAGUACAAGUGAAAUCACAACUGAAAAAACUCCAACGACAAUUACAACAAGUACCAAUCCUUUUGAUUAUCGAACCAGUAAAGGGCCAAGUACUAAUGAAACCGCAUUACCCACAGGUUCAACGCAGUAUUCGACCACAUCAAGCACAUAUACAGUCACAACUGAAGAAACUCCAACAACAAUUACACGUACCCAGACUCAUUUUACUGGAAGCACUACAACUUCCAGUACUGAGGAAACAACAUCAACGUCAUCAAGUACGAGUAAAGUCACUACUGAAGAAACUCCAACGACAGAACACACAGCUACAACUGAGUCUCCAACUACAUCAUUUACAAGUGAAGUAACAACUGGAGAAACUCCAACAACAGUUACAACAAGUACCCAGACUCAUUCUACUGGAAAGACUACAACUUCCAGCACUGAAGGAACUACAGAACAAACAGCAACAUCGCAAUCUCCAACAUCAUUUCCAAGUGAAGUCACAACUGGAGAAACUUUAACGACAUCAUUUACAAGUGAAGUAACAACCGGAAAAACUCCAACCACAGUUACAAAAAGUACACAGACCCAUCCUACUGGAAUUACUACAUCUUCCAGUACCGAGGAAACUACAGAACACACAGUUACAACGGAGUCUCCAACGAUAUCGUUUUCAAGUGAAAUUACAACUGGAGAAACUCCAACGACAGUUACAAACAGUACACCGACUCAUCCCACUGGAAGUACUACAUCUUUCAGUACUGAGGAAACUACAGAAUACACAACUAAAACUGAGUCUCCAACGACAUCAUUUUCAAGUGAAGUAACAACUGGAGAAACUCCAACGACAGUUAAAACAAGCACCCAGACUCAUUCUACUAGAAGUACUACAACUUCUAGCACUGAGGGAACUACAAAACACACAGCUACAACGCAAUCUCCAACAUCAUUUACAAGUGAAGUAACAACCGUUAAAACUCCAACCACAGUUACAAAAAGUACACAGACUCAUCCCACUGGAAGCACUACAUCUUCCAGUACUGAGGAAACUACAGAACACACAACUACAACUGAGUCUCCAACGACAUCAUUUACAAGUGAAGUAACAACUGGAGAAACUCCAACGACAGUUACAACAAGCACCCAGACUCAUUCUACUAGAAGUACUACAACUUCCAGCACUGAGGGAACUACAGAACACACAGCUACAACGCAAUCUCCAACAUCAUUUACAAGUGAAGUCACAACUGGAGAAACUCCAACGACAUCAGUUACAAGUGAAGUAACAACCGGAAAAACUCCAACCACAGUUACAAAAAGUACACAGACCCAUCCUACUGGAAUUACUACAUCUUCCAGUACCGAGGAAACUACAGAACACACAGUUACAACGGAGUCUCCAACGAUAUCGUUUUCAAGUGAAAUUACAACUGGAGAAACUCCAACGACAGUUACAAAAAGUACACAGACUCAUUCUACUGGAAGUACUACAUCUUCCAGUACUGAGGAAACUACAAAACACACAGUUACAACUGAGUCUCCAACGACAUCAUUUACUAGUGAAGUAACAACUGGAGGAACUUCAACGACAGUUACAAGAAGUACACAGACUCAUCCUACUGGAAGAACUACAACAUCUAGUUCUGAAGAAACCACAUUACCCACUGGUUCAACGCAGUCUUCAACGACAUCAGGUACGAGUAAAGUUACAACUGAAGAAACUCCAACGACAGCUACCAAAAGUACCCAAACUCAUUCUACUGGAAGCACUACAACUUUCAGUACUGAGAAAACUACAGAACACACAUCUACAUCGCAAUCUCCAACAUCAUUUACAAGUGAAGUCACAACUGGAGAAACUCCAACGACAUCAUUUACAAGUGAAGUAACAACCGAAAAAACUCCAACCACAGUUACAAAAAGUACACAGACUCAUCCUACUGGAAGUACUACAUCUUCCAGUACUGAGGAAACUACAAAACACACAGUUACAACUGAGUCUCCAACGACAUCAUUUACUAGUGAAGUAACAACUGGAGGAACUUCAACGACAGUUACAAAAAGUACACAGACUCAUCCUACUGGAAGAACUACAACUUCUAGUUCUGAAGAAACCACAUUACCCACUGGUUCAACGCAGUCUUCAACGACAUCAGGUACGAGUAAAGUUACAACUGAAGAAACUCCAACGACAGCUACCAAAAGUACCCAAACUCAUUCUACUGGAAGCACUACAACUUUCAGUACUGAGAAAACUACAGAACACACAUCUACAUCGCAAUCUCCAACAUCAUUUACAAGUGAAGUCACAACUGGAGAAACUCCAACGACAUCAUUUACAAGUGAAGUAACAACCGAAAAAACUCCAACCACAGUUACAAAAAGUACACAGACUCAUUCUACUGGAAGUACUACAUCUUCCAGUACUGAGGAAACUACAAAACACACAGUUACAACUGAGUCUCCAACGACAUCAUUUACUAGUGAAGUAACAACUGGAGGAACUUCAACGACAGUUACAAAAAGUACACAGACUCAUCCUACUGGAAGAACUACAACUUCUAGUUCUGAAGAAACCACAUUACCCACUGGUUCAACGCAGUCUUCAACGACAUCAGGUACGAGUAAAGUUACAACUGAAGAAACUCCAACGACAGCUACCAAAAGUACCCAAACUCAUUCUACUGGAAGCACUACAACUUUCAGUACUGAGAAAACUACAGAACACACAUCUACAUCGCAAUCUCCAACAUCAUUUACAAGUGAAGUCACAACUGGAGAAACUCCAACGACAUCAUUUACAAGUGAAGUAACAACCGAAAAAACUCCAACCACAGUUACAAAAAGUACACAGACCCAUCCUACUGGAAUUACUACAUCUUCAAGUACCGAGGAAACUACAGAACACACAGUUACAACGGAGUCUCCAACAAUAUCGUUUUCAAGUGAAAUUACAACUGGAGAAACUCCAACGACAGUUACAGAAAGUACACAGAGUCAUCCUACUGGAAGUACCACAACUUCCAGUACUGAGAAAACUACAGAACACACAGCUUCAACUGAGUCUCCAACGACAUCAUUUACAAGUGAAGUAACAACUGGAGAAACUCCAACGACAGUUACAAUAAGCACCCAGACUCAUUCUACUGCAAAGUCUACAACUUCCAGCACUGAGGGAACUACAGAACAAACAGCAACAACGCAAUCACCAACACCAUUUACAAGUGAAGUCACAACUGGAGAAACUAUAACGACAGUUACAAAAAGUACACAGAGUCAUCCUACUGGAAGUACCACAACUUCCAGUACUGAGAAAACUACAGAACACACACCUACAACUGAGUCUCCAACGACAUCAUUUACAAGUGAAGUCACAACUAGAGAAACUCCAACGACAUCAUUUACAAGUGAAGUAACAACCGGAAAAACUCCAACCACAGUUACAAAAAGUACACAGACUCAUCCCACUGGAAGUACUACAUCUUCCAGUACUGAGGAAACUACAGAACACACAACUACAACUGAGUCUCCAAUGACAUCAUUUACAAGUGAAGUAACAACUGGAGAAACUCCAACGACAGUUACAACAAGCACCCAGACUCAUUCUACUAGAAGUACUACAACUUCUAGCACUGAGAGAACUACAGAACACACAGCUACAACGCAAUCUCCAACAUCAUUUACAAGUGAAGUAACAACCGGAAAAACUCCAACCACAGUUACAAAAAGUACACAGACUCAUCCUACUGGAAGUACUACAUCUUCCAGUACUGAGGAAACUACAAAACACACAGUUACAACUGAGUCUCCAACGACAUCAUUUACUAGUGAAGUAACAACUGGAGGAACUUCAACGACAGUUACAAAAAGUACACAGACUCAUCCUACUGGAAGAACUACAACUUCUAGUUCUGAAGAAACCACAUUACCCACUGACUCAACGCAGUCUUCAACGACAUCAGGUACGAGUAAAGUUACAACUGAAGAAACUCCAACGACAGCUACCAAAAGUACCCAAACUCAUUCUACUGGAAGCACUACAACUUUCAGUACUGAGAAAACUACAGAACACACAUCUACAUCGCAGUCACCAACAUCAUUUACAAGUAAAGUCACAACUGGAGAAACUCCAACGACAGUUACAACAAGCACCCAGACUCAUUCUACUAGAAGUACUACCGCUUCUAGCACUGAGGGAACUACGGAACAAACAGCCACAACGCAAUCUCCAACAUCAUUUACAAGUGAAGUAACAACCGGAAAAACUCCAACCACAGUUACAAAAAGUACACAGACUCAUCCUACUGGAAGUACUACAUCUUCCAGUACUGAGGAAACUACAGAACACACAGUUACAACGGAGUCUCCAACGAUAUCGUUUUCAAGUGAAAUGACAACUGCAGAAACUCCAACGACAGUUACAAUAAGCACCCAGACUCAUUCUACCAGAAGUACUACAACUUCCAGCACUGAGGGAACUACAGAACAGACAGCUACAACGCAAUCUCCAACAUCAUUUACAAGUGAAGUCACAACUGGAGAAACUCCAACGACAUCAUUUACAAGUGAAGUAACAACUGUUAAAACUCCAACCACCGUUACAAAAAGUACACAGACUCAUCCUACUGGAAGUACUACAUCUUCCAGUACUGAGGAAACUACAAAACACACAGUUACAACUGAGUCUCCAACGACAUCAUUUACUAGUGAAGUAACAACUGGAGAAACUCCAACGACAUCAUUUACAAGUGAAGUAACAACCGGAAAAACUCCAACCACAGUUACAAAAAGUACACAGACCCAUCCUACUGGAAUUACUACAUCUUCCAGUACUGAGGAAACUACAGAACACACAGUUACAACAGAGUCUCCAACGACAUCAUUUACUAGUGAAAUUACAACUGGAGAAACUCCAACGACAGUUACAAAAAGUACACAGAGUCAUCCUACUGGAAGUACUACAACUUCUAGCACUGAGGGAACUACAGAACACACAUUUACAACGCAAUCUCCAACAUCAUUUACAAGUGAAGUAACAACCGGAAAAACUCCAACCACAGUUACAAAAAGUACACAGACUCAUCCUACUGGAAGUACUACAUCUUCCAGUACUGAGGAAACUACAAAACACACAGUUACAACUGAGUCUCCAACGACAUCAUUGACUAGUGAAGUAACAACUGGAGGAACUUCAACGACAGUUACAAAAAGUACACAGACUCAUCCUACUGGAAGAACUACAACAUCUAGUUCUGAAGAAACCACAUUACCCACUGGUUCAACGCAGUCUUCAACGACAUCAGGUACGAGUAAAGCUACAACUGAAGAAACUCCAACGACAGCUACCAAAAGUACCCAAACUCAUUCUACUGGAAGCACUACAACUUUCAGUACUGAGAAAACUACAGAACACACAUCUACAUCGCAAUCUCCAACAUCAUUUACAAGUGAAGUCACAACUGGAGAAACUCCAACGACAUCAUUUACAAGUGAAGUAUCAACCGAAAAAACUCCAACCACAGUUACAAAAAGUACACAGACUCAUUCUACUGGAAGUACUACAUCUUCCAGUACUGAGGAAACUACAAAACACACAGUUACAACUGAGUCUCCAACGACAUCAUUUACUAGUGAAUUAACAACUGGAGGAACUUCAACGACAGUUACAAAAAGUACACAGACUCAUCCUACUGGAAGAACUACAACUUCUAGUUCUGAAGAAACCACAUUACCCACUGGUUCAACGCAGUCUUCAACGACAUCAGGUACGAGUAAAGUUACAACUGAAGAAACUCCAACGACAGCUACCAAAAGUACCCAAACUCAUUCUACUGGAAGCACUACAACUUUCAGUACUGAGAAAACUACAGAACACACAUCUACAUCGCAAUCUCCAACAUCAUUUACAAGUGAAGUCACAACUGGAGAAACUCCAACGACAUCAUUUACAAGUGAAGUAACAACCGAAAAAACUCCAACCACAGUUACAAAAAGUACACAGACUCAUUCUACUGGAAGUACUACAUCUUCCAGUACUGAGGAAACUACAAAACACACAGUUACAACUGAGUCUCCAACGACAUCAUUUACUAGUGAAGUAACAACUGGAGGAACUUCAACGACAGUUACAAAAAGUACACAGACUCAUCCUACUGGAAGAACUACAACUUCUAGUUCUGAAGAAACCACAUUACCCACUGGUUCAACGCAGUCUUCAACGACAUCAGGUACGAGUAAAGUUACAACUGAAGAAACUCCAACGACAGCUACCAAAAGUACCCAAACUCAUUCUACUGGAAGCACUACAACUUUCAGUACUGAGAAAACUACAGAACACACAUCUACAUCGCAAUCUCCAACAUCAUUUACAAGUGAAGUCACAACUGGAGAAACUCCAACGACAUCAUUUACAAGUGAAGUAACAACCGAAAAAACUCCAACCACAGUUACAAAAAGUACACAGACUCAUUCUACUGGAAGUACUACAUCUUCCAGUACUGAGGAAACUACAAAACACACAGUUACAACUGAGUCUCCAACGACAUCAUUUACUAGUGAAUUAACAACUGGAGGAACUUCAACGACAGUUACAAAAAGUACACAGACUCAUCCUACUGGAAGAACUACAACUUCUAGUUCUGAAGAAACCACAUUACCCACUGGUUCAACGCAGUCUUCAACGACAUCAGGUACGAGUAAAGUUACAACUGAAGAAACUCCAACGACAGCUACCAAAAGUACCCAAACUCAUUCUACUGGAAGCACUACAACUUUCAGUACUGAGAAAACUACAGAACACACAUCUACAUCGCAAUCUCCAACAUCAUUUACAAGUGAAGUCACAACUGGAGAAACUCCAACGACAUCAUUUACAAGUGAAGUAACAACCGAAAAAACUCCAACCACAGUUACAAAAAGUACACAGACCCAUCCUACUGGAAUUACUACAUCUUCAAGUACCGAGGAAACUACAGAACACACAGUUACAACGGAGUCUCCAACAAUAUCGUUUUCAAGUGAAAUUACAACUGGAGAAACUCCAACGACAGUUACAAAAAGUACACAGACUCAUCCUACUGAAAGUACUACAACUACAACUACAACUUCCAGUACUGAGGAAACUACACAACACACAGCUACAACGCAAUCUCCAACAUCAUUUACAAGUGAAAUAACAACUGGAAAAACUCCAACGACAGUUACAACAAGCACCCAGACUCAUUCUAGUGGAAGCACUACAUCUUCCAGUACAGAACCAACAAUGCUACCCACUGAAGUAACUACUCAUAGGCUCGUUAAUAUUUCUACAGCAAUAAUUACUUGUACAUCAUUAAGCGUACAGGGUGUCUUGAGGAGUCUCCUGUUGGUUGAUACUGAACAUCCUGAAAACCAGAUAUCGUUUGAUGAUUGUAUUAAGGGAACCCAAAAUGGAAAUCAAACUUAUAUUCUUCCAAUAACUCAAGAAUUCAAUGUAGCAAAUAUUACUGACAAAGAAAAGGAUUAUGUUGAAGCAUUUUUUGAAGAGAAGAAUAAUAUAUACAAUUUGUUGUUUGCUGAUACCGAAAGUUUACUUGAAAAUAAUAUUUAAGUACUUAACAUUAAAAUUUAAGUUAACACGUUUGUAUACAGCUUAGUUAUAUAUCGAAAUAAAUUUAUUAAUAUUCC